AUGGCCUCCAACUCGCGAUCCGGGGCUGGUUCUCCGUCGCACGACAUGCCCGGCUCCAGCAGGCUCUACUCGAAAAGAGCAAGAGAGAUUCAAGCUCAGGAAGGCAUCCCUGGCCUGCCCAUUAAUCCAUGGGGCGGCCCUCCCACCAGCGGCAACUCGACGCCCCUCCGCGAGAACAUUCCCGAAUCACCCACCGAUGGUUUCCCCGACUUCGCCCAACUGCCAACGCCCGAUAGCAUGCCUCAGACUCGAAGAGCCCGAGCCGGUACCGUGCCGUCUCGCUUCUCCCCCGGCGGGCCUCCGGGCGGUCUCUUAAACGUCCCAAGCCUGGCGGUCAAGUCUGCGCGAGCCACUCCGUCUCAAACGCCAUUCAACAAGUCGCCCUCCCCGGGCCUGGAGCCCCCCGACAGCUCGUCGGGAGGCUCGGCCCUCCUAUCUCGUCUGCGGGCUGGAUCCAUGCCCCAGCGCAGUCCCUUCUCCGCCAUGCCUGGCACAACCUCUCCCUUCGGUCCGUCCAUCUUCAGCAGCUGGAAUCCAGCUGGUGUCGGCCGUGAGCGAGGUUCCACACUUGCCAGUAUUGCCAGUGUCGGGUCCAAUGGGCCAAGCUCCCCCUCGCAGUCUCACUUCUCCAAGGAAGGGGGGGGGGAGUCGGAUGUGCACAUGCGAACGUUGGACUACCUCGGGUUGGCCGAAACGCCGCAACCCCCUCGAGCUCAACUUGCCACUCCUUACAUGGGCAACCUCGACUACGCGAAGCAGUCCAGCCGCUUCCGGUCCUACUCAGUCAACAACAAGGACAAGUACGCCGAUGACGAGGACGAGUAUGAAGCCGACGGUGUACCCAUGGAGAAUCAGUACGUUGCUGCGCUGCAAGACCAGCUGGCCGCCACAAAUGCUGCCAUUCACAACCACAACCUGGCCGUCCAGGCUUUUGCGAGCCAGGCCUCUGCCACUCGUCCUCGUGCUCGCACUGCCGGCGUCCUCGAGUCCCCCGGUGGCCGCCUCAUGCGCACAUACCUGACCGGCAACACCGCCGUAUCCAAUCCCAUCGCAAACAGUGCCGAGAUGCGAAUGCAAGAUGAAAAGGACUUUGAUGAUCUUCCUCAGGCCAUCGCGGGCAUGAGCCUCGGCAGAUCAAACAGCCGCAAUGCUGGGCUUUUGAGUGCCGAAGAGCAAGGCCUUGAGGGUCCUACGAGUGCCCUCUGGCUCGGAGGCAUUCCGACAUCGACAACCACGUCGACUCUCAUCGAAAUGUUCAAGGCACACGGUCCCAUCUUGUCCGCGCGUGUGCUGACCCAUAAGAAUUGCGGCUUUGUCAACUUUGAGAGGGUCGAGAGCUCAAUUUCCGCCAAGUCGAACUUGAACGGCAAGGAGAUCUUCCCCGGCGCAGGCCCCAUUCGUAUCAACUUUGCAAAACCUCCUUCGGCGGCAAACACCCCCGGCCACGAUGGCGUACUUCCUUCUCCGAGCCCGGAUCCAUUCGCCAGGGCUCAAGAUUCCGUCCAGGGGGCGGCGCCUGCCAACGCGGACGGACCCCAAGCUCUGGCCCUAGGAAAGACUACUCCCACGGUCCCGCCGCUGCGUGACAUGACCACAGAUAUUGUCGAUAUCGUGGGUCAGUUCGGGGCGUCCGAGGAUGAUAAGCUCCAGACUUCUCGCAGCGUCCAGUCUGCCAUCCAGUACGACACGUUUGUUGAGGAUAUCCCCGCGGUCCGAGAGCCAACUCACACGCGGGUUCACGACGCCCCGAGGCUGAGGGAUAUCCGCAAGCGCAUUGACAACCAGCUUCUGUCUCAGGCAGAAAUCGAGGGCGUUGCCAUGGAAAUGCUUCCAGAAAUCGCAGAACUGUCGUCUGAUUACUUGGGCAACACCGUCGUCCAGAAGCUGUUCGAGCAUUGCACCGACCCCGUACGAGAUGCCAUGCUGGCCGAAAUCGCACCACAUAUGGCUGAGAUUGGCAUCCACAAGAACGGCACCUGGGCAGCCCAGAAGAUCAUUGAUGUGUGCAAGACUCCCGGUCAAAUGUCCGUCAUCGUCGAGCAUCUCCGGCCGUACACUGUCCCCUUAUUCCUGGACCAGUACGGCAACUACGUCUUGCAGGGCUGCCUCAAGUUUGGGACGCCUCACAACGACUUCAUCUUCGAGACGAUGUUGAGCAAGAUGUGGGAGAUUGCCCAGGGCCGCUUCGGCGCUCGCGCCAUGCGGGCCUGCCUCGAGAGCCACCACGCCAGCAAGAACCAGCAACGAAUGCUCGCGGCCGCCAUCGCCUUGCACAGUGUGCAGCUGGCCACCAACGCAAACGGUGCCCUCUUGCUGACCUGGUUCCUGGACACGUGCACAUUUCCUCAGCGACGCACCGUUCUGUCUCCCAGGCUCGUGCCGUGCCUUGUUCACCUGUGCACCCACAAGGUCGCCUAUCUCACCGUCCUCAAGGUGAUAAAUCAGAAGGCCGAGGCCGAGGCCCGCGACACGAUCCUCAAGUCUCUCUUCUUUACCCCCAACGAUCAAGUCCUGGAGGCCAUCCUCAACGACAACGCGUGUGGCUCUACCCUGAUCUUCAAGGUCUUGACGACUCCCUUCUUUGAUGAGAGCAUCCGAAGCCAAGUCGUAGACAACGUCAAGAACGUGCUUGUCAAAAUCAAGGCCCAGCCGGGGCAGGGCUACAAGCGUCUUAUGGACGAGGUUGGGCUUUCGACAAGGACCGCCGGGCCUAAUCGUGAGGCCAACGCACACCCGGAUCAACGACAGCGCCCAACUUCGAGACAAGCCGGCAUCAAUGGCCAACACCCGCAGCAAGGCCACGGCAGCAAGGCCUUCUUUAACCCCCUCAACCCCACGACCAAUGCUACCGGUUUUGAUCCAUAUAACCAAGGCAUUGUGUACGGCGCACCGACGGGGCCCGUUGCCCCAGCGCCCGGGUACGGAGGCUACGGCACUCCCGGGCCCGCGGUGGACCAGUUUCGCCAGCAGAACAUGCCAAACGGAAGCCCCAUUCAACCUCCCUCGACCCAAGUCCCUCAAAUGCCCGGCGGCCAGGCCCCCUAUGGUCCACCAGGGUUCGGCUUGCCCAUGGGUAGCCCGUAUGGAUAUAGCGGCAUGGGGGGCAUGCAGAGCAUGGGCUACAUGCAGCAAGAACAGGCCAACGCUAGGCGGGGCCGCAGAUGA
This is a messenger RNA of Hirsutella rhossiliensis, 3165 nucleotides long. Its product is annotated as RNA recognition motif domain-containing protein. Gene Ontology annotation, molecular function: RNA binding. The transcript has 5 exons. The record is from RefSeq and is a predicted model, not a curated record. The coding region runs from base 1 to 3165 and encodes 1054 amino acids. Lineage: Eukaryota; Fungi; Ascomycota; Sordariomycetes; Hypocreales; Ophiocordycipitaceae.